AUGCAGCCUUCAACCAGCAACCAUAACGAUCCAUAUGCAACACAAUUCGAAGACGGAAACUUUACUAAUUGGGGAGAGGCCGAAAUUUCCGAUCGAAAAAAGUUUUUUGACAGUGUGCUCGCGGAUCGUGCGCAGAAGAACCAUGAAGAGGAGCAGAAGAAAAAAUUGGCGAAGAAAAGAAAGUGA
Caenorhabditis elegans is the source of this 186-nucleotide messenger RNA. RefSeq lists its product as uncharacterized. Lineage: Eukaryota; Metazoa; Nematoda; Chromadorea; Rhabditida; Rhabditidae. The coding region runs from base 1 to 186 and encodes 61 amino acids. The record is from RefSeq and is marked reviewed. The transcript has a single exon.